Molecule: messenger RNA, 1793 nt
Organism: Micropterus dolomieu (smallmouth bass)
Lineage: Eukaryota; Metazoa; Chordata; Actinopteri; Centrarchiformes; Centrarchidae
Gene: mindy4b
Product: MINDY family member 4B
Exons: 12
Coding region: 301-1602 (433 amino acids)
Biological process (GO): protein K48-linked deubiquitination
Molecular function (GO): K48-linked deubiquitinase activity; cysteine-type deubiquitinase activity
Source: RefSeq, a predicted model, not a curated record
GAGCCAAUCAGAGGAGCUGCUGGGCCUGAUGCUCUGCUGCGCUGUGGUCAGUUUCCAGCAGAAUCUGAUCCUGUAACACAAACUCAGUGUUCAGUUUCAUCGCUGAGCUGCUGUUCGUCUCAGCAGCUUAUUCAGGAGCAGGUAGUACUACGGUUAGUACCACAGAGAACUGCAGUAGAACAAAUAUUAGCAUCAUCACGUACAUCUUUAGUAUCAGGUUAGUUAUGUUAGUGUGACAUAAGGCUGUGGCAGAAAAAGCAGUACUGUAAUAUUACUAGUAGUAGUUGGUAGUUGUUGGUGAUGACAGACCGCAGGCUGGACUACAUCGAGCUGCUUCAACAGGAAGUCAACAAGAAUCCUGACAGGCUGGUGGAUGUGACGAAGGAGGAGGAGCAGGAGGAGGCUCCUCCACCCUGCAGGACCCUCCCACAGCCCUGCUCCAUCCCCAGGACUCUGGUCAUCCCCCCGGGCCUCGGAGGGACACCGGUCACCCCACAGCUCACGGAGAGCCUGAGGAGGAUUCUGUUUGGUGGAACGUUUCACGUCUUCAACUACGAGUGGAGGAAAUCUUUCUUUCAGUUCAGAGAGCCGAACUCGGAGUUGUCCUACGCUCUGGAGACUGACAGGGGCGGGGCUCGGGCCAUUCAGAUGGUCGUCCAGGCUCGUAUCAUUAAAUACUUGCUGUUCGUCCGGCCGGGCAGCUCGGACGGUCGGACGCUGCACAGUCUGUGUGACGUAGGACAGAAGGAUCAGGAGAGGGCGUUGGCGGCGGCGUUGGCCGACAGCCUCUGGUUGGCCGGCCAGGAGGUCAGCGCCACCGUUACCUUGGUAGCCGAAGACUACUGCAUCACGCCUCACCUGGACUACAAACUGGACAACUUCACAGAGAGGCUGCAGCUGUUCACAUUUCAGGAGAAGGAGGACGUCAGGAGCUUCAUCCUGGAGCACAUCCAGCGUUUUAAAGAGGAGGGAAGUCACGGCGUCAUCCUGUUCCUGUACAGCCUCAUCUGCUCCCGGACAGUCGACAGGCUGAAGGAGGACAUGGACUCGAGCACCUCCCACCUGCUGCACCUCAGUCUGGGAAACUUUGUCUGUCGUCAGGCUUUGCUGAACCUGAUGCUGACAGGCAGGGCCAGUCCGCAGGUCUUCAAUGGGACUCUGUACUUUGGGGAGGACGGCCGGCCUCUGGAGCGCCCCCUGCAGGGCGUCCUGUCUCGCAGCGAUGUGGGGUAUCUCCACUGGAGCCGAGAGCAGAUGGAGCGAGGCAGACUGCCGCAGGUGGGCAGCAUGCUGAAGACCCCCAGGUUUCCGGUCUGGCUCUGCUGCAUCAACAGCAGCUUCUCGGUCGUGUUCAGCCUGACCCGCUCGCUGCUGUCUGACUGGAAGAUGGAGCACCUGUUCCAGCUUCACUACUACAACGGCCAGAACUCCCAGAGAACCACGGCCCGGCUGACUGUAGAUACUCACUCCCACCACUGGGAGGCGUCGGCCAGGGACUCAGACGGAGACCCAGAGAGGAGGUUCCCCUCCCUGGAGAUGACCAUCAGGACCAAGUGGGCCGGAGCCGCUAUAGACUGGAACGGCACCCUACCUUUCUACUGAAGACCUGCAGCAGCGUGAAGAUCCACCAAUCAGCCCCGAGCCCAUCUGGACCUGGGUCGGGUCUGUGUCACUUUGAACCGGGUUCAGGUCCCAAACUUGUCAUUUCUGCACAAAGGACCUUCACCUGAUCCAGAGCUGAAGUCGGUCUCCUCUUCUCCAAAACAAGCGGAACAGCUGAUUGCAGCAGGUAA